CCCUAAGUUGAUUUUCUAUAACUAUGUUUAUAGAAACGAUGGAAGAAAAAAACUAUACUUACCUUUAAAAUAGUUCAAACUUAAAUGGGAUUUUCUAUAAGUAUGUUUAAAUUGAGACAUUUUAGAAAAUGAUGGGACAAAAAAUUACUCCAUAUUUACCUCUAAAAUAGUGGUGUGGAGAAGAGAAGGGCAGUUUCGUAGCUUGUGUAGUGCUCUGCUCUUAUCCUGGGAUGAAUUCUUGGUGACUUUACAAAAUGAAAGCCUUGGAAGCCUCCGCCAUCAUCAACUCUAUCUCCAGUUUUCCUAUCCCAUCAACUAAACCAAUUUCCUCCAAAGCUCUGCUCCCCAUUACUAAUUCCACAACUCAAUUCACCUCCCUCUGCUGCAUAAACUGCACCAAAAGGGACAAAUUUUCAGCGGUUGAGACCGUCGAUGCCAGAGAUGAAGACGAUGAUAGCGCAGAAGAAGAAACGGCCUCCACUUCGAUUGCUACUGCUGCCGAUUGGGAGGCACGAUUUCUUGGGGAGAUAAACCCCCAAAGAAAAUUGCCACCUAAGAAGCAGCCCAAUUCUAGGUUACUCCAAGAAAAUGAUCAAAUGGAUUGGUGCGUUAGGGCUAGGAAAGUUGCUCUUAAAUCCAUCGAGGCUAGAGGAUUGACGGCCAAAAUGGAGAGAAUGGUUACUGGCGAUAAAAAGAAGAAGAAAAAGAAAAAGAAGAAAAAGCAGCCUAAAAUUGAUGAUGAUGAUGAUGAGGACGAGGGUAAUGAUCUGGAUUUUGGCGUAGAUGAUGCUGAUUUUGAUUUGGACUCUUCCGACAAGGCUAGUCAUCUUAGGCAAACAGUGAGUAAGAUUGCAGGCGGGAUGUUCGAAGAAAAGAAGGAGAGAACAAUGGAGACCUUGAUCGAAAGGCUUUCGCAGUUUUCGGGGCCUUCGGAUCGCAGGAAAGAGAUAAACUUGAACAAGUCGAUUGUGGAAGCUCAGACUGCAGAUGAAGUCUUGGAGGCUACGGCUGAAGUGAUCAUGGCUGUGACCAAAGGGCUCACCCCUUCGCCUCUUUCGCCUCUGAAUAUCGCCACAGCCUUGCACCGGAUUGCCAAGAACAUGGAGAAGGUGUCGUUGAUGAGGACCCAUAGGCUGGCAUUUGCACGGAGGAGAGAGAUGUCUAUGCUUGUGGGGAUGGCAAUGGCCGCGCUGCCAGACUGCUCAGCGCAGGGAGUUUCAAACAUUGCGUGGGCGCUGUCCAAGAUUGGCGGGGAGCUUCUUUAUCUGUCUGAAAUGGACAGGCUGGCUGAGGUGGCUGUGGCUAAAGUGGACGAGUUCAAUUCGCAGAAUGUUGCUAACUUGGCUGGAGCUUUUGCUUCUAUGCAGCAUUCUGCUCCAGAGCUCUUUGCAGAGCUAUCCAAGAGGGCAUCUGCUGUGAUCACCACUUUCCAGCCGCAAGAAAUUGCCCAAGUGUUGUGGGCUUUUGCUUCACUCAAUGAGGCUGCAGACCCUUUGCUUGACUCUCUCGAUCAUGUGUUUAUGGGCUGCUCUAUAAUAGCUAAUCUUGAUGAUGAGAGAGAAGAGGUUUUGGGCCCUCUAACAGUUACAUUCAGCAGAGAUCAGCUUGGUAAUAUAGCUUGGUCAUAUGCAGUAAUGGGGAGAUUGGAUCGCGUGUUCUUUUCACACGUGUGGAGAACGUUGAUCCAUUUUGAUGAGCAAAAUAUCAGCGAGCAGCAUAAGGAGGACAUUGUGUUUGCUUCUCAGCUUCACCUGGUGAAGCAGUGCCUCAAAGUUGAGUACCCUGAGCUUGAGGUAUCACUAUCUGGUGAACUGGAGAAGAGAAUUGAAGGCGCUGUGAAAACUAAGAAGUUCAAUCAAAAGGUGACUUCCUCGUUUCAGAAGGAGGUGCUGCGUCUCCUUGUUAGCACUGGUCUGGAGUGGAUCAAAGAGUAUAGCGUGGAUGGCUACACGGUGGAUGCAGUCUGUAUUGAUAAGAAAGUGGCUCUAGAAAUUGACGGGCCAACUCAUUUCUCAAGGAACACUGGAGUGCCGCUGGGGCAUACUGUGCUCAAACGUCGUUACAUUGCUGCAGCUGGGUGGAAGAUCGUCUCCGUGUCUCAUCAAGAUUGGGAAGAACUCCAAGGUGAAUUCGAGCAGCUUGAUUAUCUUACAAGGAUUCUGGGCGAUGCUUUAGUUGAUAAGAACAGCAAUGUUGUAUUGUCCUAGUGUUGUUUGUUUGUUGAAUCAGGCUACACGUGAUGAAAAGUUUCUGUUUUUGUUUUGAUCAUAAAUGUUUAUGCGCGUUUGAGUUGGGCAA
Molecule: messenger RNA, 2298 nt
Organism: Salvia miltiorrhiza (redroot sage)
Lineage: Eukaryota; Viridiplantae; Streptophyta; Magnoliopsida; Lamiales; Lamiaceae
Product: RAP domain-containing protein, chloroplastic
Exons: 3
Coding region: 255-2207 (650 amino acids)
Biological process (GO): regulation of mitochondrial mRNA stability; mitochondrial RNA processing; chloroplast rRNA processing
Cellular component (GO): chloroplast; ribonucleoprotein granule; mitochondrial matrix
Molecular function (GO): RNA binding
Source: RefSeq, a predicted model, not a curated record